AGACAACAGUCCCCAUAGAGACGGAGGGCAGUCCGAGCUCCGUUAGACCUGCUAGUCCUCUCUCGGGGGCGUCAAUAUGAAACAGCCGGCUUCGGGAUAUUAAUAAUUUCCUCUAAAACAGACUUCCGGAUGGUUGCCAAACAGAUUUUUUAAUUAUUGGAUUAACCACCAGCCGCAGCUUUAUCCUGAGAGGCCGGAGAUUUGUGUCGCUGGGCAGGGAGGAGUCCUCUGUUAUUUCACCGUUAACGUUAGCUGAAGCCGGAACAACAUGUCGACGUUUUAACUACACCUCCAUCUCAAACAUAAAGCUGAGGAGAGGACCCAAUGCACUCUUAAAGGAUGGAUGUGGGGGUGAGUGCUGGCAGGGACAGCACCUGGAGGAGAGCAGCGGCCGCAGAUGAUGCAGGAGAGAGCAUGGAGGCUCAGGUCGUGCCGCUGGAGCUCUACGACUCUGCAAGAGCCAAAAUAGACGCAAAUCUCCGCUGGUUGUUUGCCAAAGCUCAUGGUACAGAUCACAUCCCUACAGACCUGCAGGACCCCUUUUAUACUGACCAGUAUGAGCAGGAACACAUCAAGCCCCCCAUCAUCCGCCUGCUGCUGUCUGGAGAGCUGUACUGCCGGGUAUGCGGCCUCAUCCUGCACGCUGAACAGGCUGCCUCCCUUCAAAGCCACCAGUCUGUCAUGCAGGCUCUGUCCAGGAAAGGCAUCUAUGUCCUGCAGACAGACAACACACCUGUCUCUGAUCUGGACCUCAGCUCAGCUCCGAUCAAGAUGAGCUCCCACAUCCACCUUAUUGAUGCCCUGAUGAUGGCCUACACUGUGGAGAUGAUCAGCAUAGAGAAGGUGGUGUCCAGCGUCAAGCGUUUUUCCAACUUCAGUGCCUCCAAGGAGCUCCCUUUUGACCUGGAAGACGCAAUGGUUUUUUGGAUCAACAAGGUGAACAUAAAGAUGAGGGAGAUCAUGGAAAAAGAGCUGAAAAUGAAGCAACAUCUGCUGGAUUCACCCAGUCACCAAAAGUCUCCCUCCAAAUGGUAUUGGAAGCUUGUACCUGUACGUUACCGCAGAGAUCACCUGUCUGGUCGGACAUUUCAGCACUUCCCUCUGUUGGACGACCUGUUGAAGGAUGUGUCUGACGGCACAGCUCUGCUGUCUGUGAUCCACUUCUAUUGCCCAGAGCUCAUUAGAUUGGAAGAUAUCUGUCUGAAGGAGGUUCCUUCCAUAGCAGACACUGUGUACAACAUCCAGCUACUAAAGGAGUUUUCUAAUGAAUACCUGAACAAAUGCUUCUAUCUGAAGCCUGAGGACAUGUUGUAUUCUCCACCAGUAUUAAAGAAUAAUGUGAUGGUCUUCAUUGCUGAGCUCUUCUGGUGGUUUGAGUGUGUGAAGCCAGAGUUUGUACAGCCCAGGGACCUUCAGGAAAUCAGAGAUGUGAGAUUGCUGCUGCAGCCUAAGAGUUCACGACCCCAUGUUCCCAUCUCCAACGUCACCAAACGUAGUUUCCUGACAACAUCAAACUCUGCUGACAUCUUGACCAUACCUCCGAGCCCUGACCUCAGCACAAAACAAAGACCAUUAAGCCCAUCUCACUCUUUACUGCCCCUGAGACAGAGACAACAGAAAGUGGCUGAGGAGAGCACUUCAGAACUGAGGAAUAGGUCCAACUCUAUGACAUGUCCAGAUGGGCAGCAUCAGGGCUCAAUACUGGCCUGGCCGGAAAGGAGGCCAAGGCCUUUAUCCCAGCAAGUACCUUACGCCCUGCAUUGUCCCAUCGAGGACGAUGCAGACAGUAUCAGCCUUGCUCGCUCCAUCAGCAAAGACAGCUUGGCCUCCAACAUAAUGAGCAUCACCCCCAAACACAUGCUGGGGUCAGGUCCUCAGCUGCCUCAACAUAGACUCAGUGGUCAAAGCCUUCUUAAUCACAUGCACAUAGAGGAUGAAGAGGAGGAAAUAGAAGAGGAGGAACUGGUUGCUGUAAUCCAUCCUUCUGCAUUUUCUCGACGUCCACUUGGGAGUGACAUGGAGCAGGAUGAGCUGGAAAUCCAGAGUGCAACCUCCACUUCAAGAGUUUCUAAUAGCCGUUGCUCUCCCCGCCUCGACAUAGGUCCAUUUACUCCUGACUGCCAGGCAGACAGCUACUAUCUGGAGCGUCUGAUGCCUGCCAUCCCUAAACCAGCCAAAGAGAAGAGCAUUUCCCUGAACAAGGAGGAGGAAAGUGGUGAGAGUCGCUGUAGAGUACUAGCAACUGCUAGGAAAGCAGCCGCCCAUGCCCCAAGCACCUCACAGAGAAAAGGCCCUGUAUCUGAGUUAAACAGAAAUACCUUUACGCCCAUACCCAUGGUAGAAUCAGUCCCAAGCUCUCUCAGGCCACCCACAGAGGGGUCUAUAGACAUCUCUCCUUCUGGGAAGAAACAGUCCCAUGGCUUUUUCCUUCAUAUUUCAGGAGAGCCAGACAGCGACAGUCCUUUCUCCACGGCACUGGAGGUAGGGCAAGAAUCUGACUCUGACAUUGCAGACCUUGAGGAAGAUGAGGAGGAGGAGGAUCAGAUGGAGCUGACUAAAGAGGUGGUGAAGAGAGGAAGGGAAAAAUACAUAGAGGAGGGAGUGGCGUGUGAAUUUGGAGAGGGUGAGUCUGCCAAACUGAGAGAAGACUCGAAGGUUAGUGAGCGGGACGAUAAGGAAGACUGUGAGCGGGACGAUAAGGAAGACUGCAGUGGACGCUCAAGCCCUUGCCUCAGUACCAUAUCCUGGGCGAGCAGCUGCAGCGCUUCAGGCAGCACCAGUGUCAAGAUGACCAGCUUUGCAGAGAGAAAGCGCCUUAAACUUGGCCUCCGUGAUGGAUUCUCAAGUACCAGCAGCUCUCAGAAAACCACACCGGAUGGCUCUGAGGGGGGGCAACCCUGCCCUCCCUGGCAGCUGAGGAGUGACUGCACCUCCAGCUGGAUAGGGAAGGAGCCUAUGUUGGGGAAGAAUAUGGUGGUGAGUCCCUCGGUAGUGCCUUCAGAGCUGCUGCAACUUCACAUGCAGCUAGAAGAGCAAAGACGUGCUAUUGAGUAUCAGAAGAAGAAGAUGGAGACCCUAUCAGCACGGCAGCGACUGAAGCUAGGGAAGGCUGCUUUCUUGAACAUUGUUAAGAAGGGUGGAGGGAAGAGUGACACACUUCCUCUGCCCCUCAAACACUCCCAGGAAUCCUCAGAACUAGCUGACAGGAGCAAAGUGAAGACCCCGUCCUGCAAGGAUGACUCCUGUCUUGAUGUUCUGAUGGUCCAGGCAAAGGCAGGUCAAACAGAGGGAAGACAAAUGAACAGAGAUAACAGGUUGAACACUGUGUCCCAGGAUAAUACGGCUGAACCUGACUUGAAUGAGUGUUCCCACUCCAUAGAUCUACUCAAUGAAGCUAUAAGUUCCAUUCAGCACCAGAUGAUGCAGCUCUCUUUACAGCAAGACCUGCUGAUGAAGCGUGUGGUGUCACCUCCAGAACGUGUAGAGUCAAGCCCUAGCUCAAGCCCUAGCACAACCCCAAACACAACACAAUCAACAUCCUUUACCUCAGAUUGCACAUCCUUUGACGUUCACUUUGUGGAUAUCUGUGGCAGCAGCUCUGCCCCUGCUCGCCGUCCUCCCAAGCUUAGCUCCAGCCAACGCAGCAAAGCCUUGAAGCAAAAACAGAGUAAAGACAACAGCAAGAUGGUUUCUGUCCAGUCUAAUACUCAGUCUCCUAGUGAAAACUCUUUUGGAGACCAGAAGACACCGAGUAUGGUUGAGAGCACUAGGCUAGAGAGAAACAUUCAGAGAAACACCACCUUCAGAGUCCAUGAUGACCCAAACAAAUGCAGCAUUGGAGAGGGAACAGGGCCCUCUUUGGACAGCACCCAGUCACAGGACCCACAAGUCCUCUCAAGUAUAUUGAUGUCUCCUUCACAGACUGCAGAACAAGAGGAGAACAAUGUUGCAAACUCAGUGAAAGAGGCUGUGGUUGGAGAUGAGAAUACCAGAGUCAAAGGUCAAUUGAUUGAGGUUGACCUAUCAGAGCUCAAGGAUCCACUGGAGAAUGGCAGUGCAGACGUUACAGACUGCACAGCAGAAGGCGAGCAGAAGAAUGUGCUAGGCUUCUUCUUUAAGGAUGAGGAAAAAGCAGAGGAUGAAAUGGCGAAACGUCGCGCUGCCUUCCUUCUAAAACAGCAACGCAAAGCUGAAGAGUCGAGACUACGCAAACAACAGCAAGAAGCUGAGAGUGAGCUGAAGCGUGACGAGGCCAGGCGCAAGGCAGAAGAGGAUCGUGUUCGUAAGGAGGAGGAGAAGGCACGACGAGAGCUUAUUAAGCAGGAAUACCUGCAUAGGAAGCAGCAGGCAUUGAUGGAAGAGCAGGGUCUGGUCAAGCCUCGGCCACGGACUAAAUCCCGCAAGAGCAGGCCCAAAUCACUGCACCGUGAAGAGUCCAACAGCCUCUCCAAAGGAUCCACCACAUGUAAUUCUCUGAAGGUGUCGAUGUUGAUCAAAGCGAAGGGCUCAGCAGCAGGCUGCAGGGGAGCUGACCUGAUCUGCAGUCACAGAGGAUCGACACUCUCUUUGGCGACCGAGGCAGACAGCGUCAUCUCUGGAGGGGCAGAGUCACAGAGAGCUGGAUCUGUGUGCUCAAUGGAGUCGUUCCCCAUGCUGAGCAGGGCGUCCAGCAGGAACAUGGAGAGGGACUGGGAGAACGGCUCUAUAGCCUCUUCCAUCACUUCAGUGGAGUACAAUGGACCUAAACUCUUCAAGGAGCCAAGCUCCAAGUCCAACAAGCCAAUCAUCAUCAAUGCCAUCGCUCACUGCUGUCUGGCUGGAAGGGUUAAUGAGGGCCAGAAGAAUGCUAUUCUGGAGGAGCUGGAAAAGUGCGAGUCGAAUCACUUGAUUAUCCUCUUCCGUGACGGUGGGUGCCAGUUCCGCGCUAUUUACUCGUACUCACCCGACACCGAGGAGAUCAUCAAGUUCACAGGCACAGGGCCGCGUGCUAUCACCCGCAAGAUGAUCGACAAGCUCUACAAAUACAGCUCGGACAGAAAGCAGUUCACCGUCAUCCCCGCCAAGUCUGUGUCGGUCAGCGUCGAUGCCCUGACCAUCCACAAUCACCUCUGGCAGGUCAAGAGACCGGGCAGUGCGCGGAGAAAGUGAGAAGGCAGAAGAGGGAAAGAAAACACUUGUUAUAGUUUCUGUUCUAUCUACUACUGUUGGGCAGGACCCAAUAAUCUUUGAGAUGAUUGACAUGUGGUCAUGUAACUGACAUGUCCCAAAGGGGUAUAUAUCUUUAGAUGUCAGACGGUGGCAGUGUGUGACUAUGAAACACCUGCCAACUGAAUGCUCUAACAUUUCAUGUUUUCAUUUCGUCUCGUUAGCUUUUUAUUCUGCAUGUCACAUGUUCAAAUUUGUGGGUACGUCCUACUUGAGUUAGGCACUAUUGAUGAUUGACUGAUUCUUAUGUAGCAAUGAAGAGGAGAUGGACCCUCGAGUUGAAUACUACUGAAUCUACUUUCAUUAACAAGCAUACUGCUGAUACCAAGUGCAACUACAGACAUGCAAAGGUGAACAUUCACUUGAUUAUGUCUUUUAAAUUUAAAGCUAUUUCAGCUUGGCAAAAAAAACACCCUACUGCUGUGAUUAAUCCAGGCUCCACAUACAGAGCCCCUAUUAUUCACCAGUAACUAUUUAUUACUGGUCAGUGCUUUCAUGAAGAGAGGGAGCUUUGAACAUACAUUUUUAUGUAAGUAUGGAAUGGAUUUUAGUGAGUGGUAACGUCCAGUCUUGUUUUCUAUUUAGUGCGUUUGAGGAAGUGUGUGAGUGUUAGUGGAAGGGGAGAGCUGAAUGCACUGUACGUGCAUCCUGCUCUGAAUGUGUUCUCUCACUGUUGAUUAUGCUUUAAAAUGUCUGUCAUGCAACAGAACAAUAGAGCAAAGCAACAAAACUUUUUUUUUCUUUUUUAGUUUGGGAGCUGCGUGCUGCUGUUACAGAGGAAGUGUAAUGUUUUUACAGUAGGGGAAAUUCUACUAGUAUUUGUUCCAAAAAGGAAGCGCUUUUGAGACUCAGUGCAUUAUACCGUUUCAGUAGUGCAUUAAAUUGUAUUAACUUCAUACUUACAUUCCACCACAUAUGUGAGCCAUCUGAGAUCCCUGAAUGGCUCGUAUUGCUGAACCAAAAUGAACUGAGCUAUGCCACUGAGCUGUUAGCUGCUCAUUAACUGCUCACUGGAUUCUGGUGAGACAUACGAUUUUAAUGUAGCUUCUGGCACUCAACACUAGUAAUUUCCCUGUAAUGACUGACUGUCAACAGCUGGUAUAACGUGGAGGGAAACUGCACAAUACUUGAUAUUUGUUUGCUGCAUUUUGUACACUUUUGAGUAGUAUUUUUUGUACGUUAUGUACAAGUUAUGUUUACUAAAAAACAGGCACUAUUUUGAGGUUUAUUCUGUUACAGGCUUUCAGAGAUGUUAUGAGUCUUAUUUCAUUGUGUUAUAUUGUAUGUUUAUUUAUUUUGAAGAGAUAUAAUAAAAUGCAACUAGGUAUGUUUUCUGA
Messenger RNA from Micropterus salmoides (largemouth bass), 6542 nucleotides. RefSeq names its product calmodulin-regulated spectrin-associated protein 1-B-like. NCBI's taxonomy places the organism in Eukaryota, Metazoa, Chordata, Actinopteri, Centrarchiformes, Centrarchidae. The transcript is spliced from 20 exons. The coding region runs from base 340 to 5148 and encodes 1602 amino acids. The record is from RefSeq and is a predicted model, not a curated record. Gene Ontology annotation, biological process: neuron projection development; negative regulation of microtubule depolymerization; cytoplasmic microtubule organization. Gene Ontology annotation, cellular component: microtubule minus-end. Gene Ontology annotation, molecular function: microtubule minus-end binding; spectrin binding; calmodulin binding.